CGAAAAGCCCGCCGUCUCGGCAGAAACCGCCCGCCCCACAAUCCCCAAAUCCAACCCCGGCACCGACAAUGGCGCCCCAGGCCCCGGUCGUCGAGAUCAUCGACGACGACGACGACGACGACGAAUCCAUGCCCGCCUCCCCUCCCACGCUCCUCUCAGGCAGGCGCUGCCGCGCCACUCCCACAACCGCGGCAGCCGACGACUACCCAGACUACCUCGGGGCCUUCUCCCCCUCCCCGCCGGCCUCGAAGAGGCGCGCCACUCCCUCGACCGCGGCGGUCCCGGACCUCGACUCAGCGGACUGGCUCGCGGCCUUCACCCCCUCGCCGGCAGUCCCGAAGCGGCGCGUCAUUCCCUCGACCGCGGCGGGCCCCGACUAUCUCGACUUCCUCGAUGCCUUCACCCCCUCCCCGGCCGUCCCGAAGCGUGGCGCGCCCGCGUCUGCGGCCCCGAUCCUCCUCGACGACGACACCCCUCCCCUGCCGAAGCGGCGCCCGUCCCCGACGCCGAUGCUCCUCCUCGACGACACGCCUCCCUCGCCGUUCGUUCCGGAGAUCCCGGACAUUGCUGUCGCGGCGACACCACCAGCGUACGCCACCCCGCGCUCGAGUGGGCGGCCUUCCAGUGUCCCAGGCCCCUCUUCGACUGGCCGCCGGCACGAUUCGUCUGGAGCUUCUUGUCCAAUAUCUCUGGACAGUGAUGAUGAGUUGGAUGACUUUGGGACCUUAGAUCCAUUGGCCAAGUUGAUUUUACCCGGUGGAAAUUCUUCUUCUCAAGAAGAGGUUGACCACAACAUGGUAGAGAAUGCACAACCGAUCAACGAAAGAACGGUAAAACAGGGACGUAAGAGACUAAAUAAAGAGGAGAAAGACAAAAUGGUUGAAGAGAAAAAACGACAGCGAGAGGAAAAAAGGAAGCAAAAAGAAGCUGAUAAAAUCAAACAAGCAGAGCAAAAGAAGUUGACCAAAGAAAAAGCAGACUGUGGUUCAGGAAAACGCGCUUUAGAAUCUACUAUUGUUGCCAAGAUCGACCCAAAGGUCAUAGAAACUGGCUCAAUCGCAGGUGCUCUCCUGACAAUGUUUUCAGAAAAGAAACUCACCUAUCAAAUUGAGCGUAAUCCAAUGAGCGGAUCAAUUUUGUGGAAGAUGGUCUCUCAAAGUGAUCAGGAGCCAGCAUUGGAGCCAUAUAUCCUAUUUGUGCUCCAAGCUGAGGAGUUCUGUGAUCUUAUAAGCAGUGGAAAGUUCUUGGAUCAUGUUCUUGAAGCUCGAAAUCGCUAUCCAACAUUCACUAUUUGCUAUGUCACUCAUAAGUUGACGAAAUACAUAUAUGAUAGAGAGCAAAGCCAGUAUAAAAAUUCCGACAGUUCUAGUAGAUGGACACGUCCACGUGUGGAGCAGGUUUUGUGCAAAUUAGUAACACACUACGAUAGGGUCCAUUCCAAGGAUUGCGCAAAUGGAGAUCAACUUGCAGAGCAUGUUGUUGGUUUGACAACUAGUCUUGCAAAAUGCAAAUUCAGGAAACCUUUGUCAUGGUUAUCUGUGCAUGCUAAUGGUGUGACAAUCCCGACGAGUUUUGUGGAUAAAGGUCAGCUUAAGAAAGAUGCUUGGUUUAUGUCCUUACUAGCUAUCCCCAAAGUCCAGCCAAGGUUCGCCCUUGCAAUCUGGAAGAAGUACAGUACCAUGAAGUCUCUUCUGAAAGUAUACAUGGAUCCCAAUAAAAGUAAUCGCGAGAAGGAGCUUCUGCUUCAGGACCUGAAGUGCGAAGAUAGCCUCGGCGAGGAAAGCAGAAAGGUGGGAUCAGUGUGUUCUAGGAGGGUGUACAGAAUGCUCAUGGCAGAAAACGGGGAGAUGGAAGCUGAAGAAGCUGUGAAAUCUUAAGUUUAUGCAGUAGGAUCCUUUGGUCUUUUGGACAAGUUCACUUAGCGUGUACUCCCUCCGUUCCCAAAUAUAAGACCUUUUAGAGAUUACACUAUAAA
Molecule: messenger RNA, 1975 nt
Organism: Hordeum vulgare subsp. vulgare (domesticated barley)
Lineage: Eukaryota; Viridiplantae; Streptophyta; Magnoliopsida; Poales; Poaceae
Product: crossover junction endonuclease EME1-like
Exons: 11
Coding region: 69-1877 (602 amino acids)
Biological process (GO): DNA repair
Cellular component (GO): nucleus; Holliday junction resolvase complex
Molecular function (GO): DNA binding; nuclease activity
Source: RefSeq, a predicted model, not a curated record